AGUGGGAGUUCACAGUUCAAGGGCCGGUAACGCGCGUGCUAUAAGACCCGCGCCACGUGUGUUCCCUCCUCCCCCGCCGCCAUGGAGCUGACAGUGGCGCUGCUGGUCGCGACUGUCGCGUGCUCUGCGGUAGCCGCCAGGAACACCAGCUUCCCCCAGGGUUUCCUGUUCGGGGCGGCCACCGCGGCCUACCAGGUGGAGGGCGCCUGGAACACCAGCGGCAAGGGAGAGAGCAUCUGGGACAGGUUCGUCCACACGAGUCCCAGCUGCAUCGCCCAGGGAGCCACGGGUGACGUGGCCUGCGACUCCUACCACAAGUACCAGGAGGACGUGAAGGCGCUCAAGACAAUCGGGUUCAACUUCUACCGCUUCUCGAUAUCCUGGCCGAGGAUCCUGCCGAAGGGAGACGUGUCCGUCAUCAACCAGGACGGCAUCGACUACUACAACAACCUCAUCAACGAGCUGCUCGCCAACAACAUCCAGCCGGUGGUCACCAUGUACCACUGGGAUCUCCCGCAACACAUCCAGGAUCUCGGCGGGAUGGCCAACUCCAUAGUGGUCGACUACUUCGAGGACUACGCCAGGCUUCUGUACACCCACUUCGGAGACAGGGUGAAGUGGUGGAUCACCUUCAACGAGCCGCUGUCCUUCGUGCGCGGCUACCACUCGCAGUGCUUCGCGCCGGGCGUCUCGGCGCCUGGCGUCGGCGAGUACCUGGUGGCGCACAACGUGCUCAAGGCGCAUGCGCGCGCCUACCGCCUCUACGACCGACACUUCCGCGCCGCGCAGAGAGGAAAGGUUAGCAUCACUCUCAACAUUAACUAUGCCAAGCCGAAAACCAACACGACAGCUGACAUUGAAGCAGCAGAAAGAUACCUUCAGUUUAACCUGGGAUGGUUCGCACACCCGAUCUACAGCCAGGAGGGAGACUACCCCGCCGUCAUGAAGGAGAGAGUCGCCAACAACAGCAAGGCAGAGGGCUUGCGCAGGUCCAGACUGCCGGAGUUCGGCGAGUAUUGGGUCAACUACAUCCGAGGCACACAUGACUUUUUCGGACUCAACCUGUACACAUCCGACCUAGUGAGCGCUCCGAGCUCGAAUGUCAGCAGUUCAGGCAUCAGCAUGGACAACGACAUGGGGAACCUCGUGGUGGAGAAAGACCCGAGCUGGCCUCAUGGUUCACUCGUACGGUUCAGGUACACGCCAUUUGCGAUGAGGAAAAUGCUCAACUGGGUUACUCGUAAUUACAACCAAGUGCCUAUUCUCGUAACUGAGAACGGUUGGUGCGACACAGGAGAACUCAAUGACACAAUGAGAACACGGUACUACGUGAACUAUUUGGCUUCAGCACUGGAUGCGGUUUACCAGGACAACGUAACUAUGAUAGGUCACACGGCCUGGAGCAUAAUUGACAACUUGGAAUGGGCAGAAGGCUACACGGCGAAGUUCGGCUUGUACCGGGUGAACUUCAGCGAUCCGGAAAGGACGAGAACCGCUAAGGACUCUUCGAAGGUGUACGCGUCCAUCAUCAAGAACAGAAAACUUCCGGAAGAAUAUCUGGACAAACGUUGGAGAGUCGCGAGACAUUCUCAUCCCGUGGCCACCAUGAAUGCUUACAGCUGUGUGUUGUUGGUGGCGGCUGUGUUCGGGGGCGGCUGUGUUGGGGGCGGAGCCGCCAGGAACCUCCGCUUCCCCGAUGGCUUCAUGCUGGGGGCGUCGAGCGCCGCCUACCAGGUGGAGGGCGCCUGGAACACCAACGGCAAGGGAGAGAGCAUCUGGGACCGGCUGGUCCACACAAACCCGCAGUGCAUCGCCAACCACGACACGGGAGACGUGGCCUGCGACUCCUACCACAAGUACCAGGAGGACGUGAAGGCGCUCAAGACAAUCGGGUUUGGUUACUACCGAUUUUCCAUCUCUUGGGCGAGAGUGCUGCCUACAGGAGACAUCACAAACGUCAACCAAGAUGGCGUCAACUACUACAACAACCUCAUCAACGAGCUACUCGCCAACAACAUCCAACCAGUCGUGACCAUGUAUCAUUGGGAUCUUCCUCAACACCUUCAAGAGUUCGGAGGAAUGAGUAACAGCGUGUUCGCUGAUUAUUUCGAAGAUUACGCGCACUUCCUGUUCACAAAAUUUGGCGACAGAGUGAAGUGGUGGAUCACCUUCAACGAGCCGCUGUCCCUGGUGAGCGGCUACAUGGGCGACUGCUUCCCGCCCCGAGUGAGUGCGCGCCGGGUGGGCGAGUACUACGUGGCCCACAACCUGCUGAUGGCGCAUGCGCGCGCCUACCACGUGUACGACAAGGUCUUCAGGAGCAAGCAGCGAGGUAAAGUGGGAAUAUCUUUGAACAGCAACUACGCCAAACCAAAAAGCAACUCCGCAGCUGAUCUAGAAGCUGUCAACCGGUUUCUUCAGUUCGAUCUGGGCUGGUUCGCUCACCCCAUCUUCAGCUCCCAGGGCGACUACCCCGCCCUCAUGAAGGAGAGGAUUGCCAACCUCAGCAAAGCAGAGGGACGUCGCAGGUCCAGGCUGCCAACCUUCAGUCAAGCGUGGAUCGACCUCAUCAAAGGGUCGGCGGACUUCUUCGGGCUGAACAUGUACACGUCGCAGGUGGUCGGCGCCGAGAAGAAGGGCGGCCUGGGCAACAGCAGCGACAUGGGCUUCCUCUCGGCCGAGUUCGACGCCAGCUGGGCCAAGUCCUCGGCGUCCUGGCUCAGGUACACGCCCUUUGGAAUGCGCGGGUUGCUCAACUGGGUGCACAAGGAAUACGGCAACCAUCCCAUCUUGAUCACUGAGAACGGCUGGACCGACAGUGGAGAAAGUUACGACACCAUGAGGAUACGGUACUACGCGAACUACCUGGCUUCGCUGCUGGACGCUGUCUACAUUGACAAAAUAAACGUCAUAGGCCACAUUGCAUGGAGCCUCACCGACAACUUCGAGUGGUCUAACGGCUACACAAUGAAAUUUGGAAUAUUUAGCGUGGACUUCAAUAACGCAGAGAGACCAAGAAAAGCCAAACAUUCCGCAUCAGUUUAUGCUUCCAUGAUUAAGAAGUGGGAGGUUCCAAGUGAAUAUUUGGACAAAUAGUAAUCACGAAGACAAGAUAAACAAAUGUUUGUUAACAGCGUUAAAGCGCAAUGAUGUGAUGUCACAAAAUGAAUAAAAUGUUCAUAGUGUUCCUUAUUUAUAAUAAAAUAAAUAUAUAGUUUUAUAAUUUUUAACAAA
Bacillus rossius redtenbacheri is the source of this 3234-nucleotide messenger RNA. RefSeq names its product lactase/phlorizin hydrolase-like. Gene Ontology annotation, biological process: carbohydrate metabolic process. The coding region runs from base 82 to 3096 and encodes 1004 amino acids. The transcript has 22 exons. Lineage: Eukaryota; Metazoa; Arthropoda; Insecta; Phasmatodea; Bacillidae. Gene Ontology annotation, molecular function: beta-glucosidase activity. The record is from RefSeq and is a predicted model, not a curated record.